This is a messenger RNA of Zootoca vivipara (common lizard), 3371 nucleotides long. Its product is annotated as amine sulfotransferase-like. Gene Ontology annotation, molecular function: sulfotransferase activity. The record is from RefSeq and is a predicted model, not a curated record. NCBI's taxonomy places the organism in Eukaryota, Metazoa, Chordata, Lepidosauria, Squamata, Lacertidae.
CCGUUCCCUGCUACAAGAAUACUGGGAGUAGCCUGAAGUCUGAAAAGUUGUACCUGACGGGUGCUAAGAAAUGCCCACUGUUUUUCGCUCAGAAGAAAGUUCAAAGCACAAAGUGCAGUAAAACACCUACAUUGCAACGACAUAGAAAAUUUAAAAGGAGAUGAACAAAAACAAAAUAGUGAUAAAUGAAAGAGUUAGUAGCCCUGGUGUGACCUUCUGUCAAAUCUUAUUUCCCGUUGUCACAUAAUAGAGGGAACUGUUCUCUUCUCUUUAUUCUUGUGCAGGCAAUGCAACCAGAUGAGAAAUACCUUUACAAAUACAAAGGCUUUUAUUUCCGGCCUGAUUUUACUUCAGUGGAGCACUUAGAUACCCUGGAGGAUUUUGAAAUAAGAGACAGUGAUGUAUUUUUACUCACUUAUCCAAAGUCAGGCACAAUAUGGACUCAAAAUAUUUUGAGCUUGAUUUAUCAUGAAGGUCAUCGAGAUGGAACCGAAAAAGUCGAAUUACCAGACAGGGUUCCGUGGCUGGAGUACAAUAUCCGCAAUAUGGAUUACAUCAGUCGUCCAUCACCUCGCCUCUUUGCUUCCCAUCUACCCUACUAUUUAGCACCCAAGGGAUUAAGGAACAGAAGAGCAAAAGUUGUUUAUGUGGCCAGAAACCCAAAGGAUGUCUUGGUUUCCUUUUACCAUUUUUCCAAAACUGUAGCCAACUUAGAAGAAGUAGAAGAUUUUGGAAUUUUCAUGGAGAGGUUUUUGGCUGGAAAGGUAUUUGCAAGUUUAUGGCUGGACCAUGUGGAAGGCUGGUUCUCUCACAGGGAUGACUUCAAUAUUCUGUUUCUUACCUAUGAAGAAAUGAAGAAGGAUCUAAGAAGCUGUGUAUUGAAAAUUUGCAACUUCCUGGGAAAGAGUCUGACAGAAAAGGAGGUGGAUGCUGUUGUGGAUCAGGCUACAUUUAAUAAAAUGAAAGCAGAUCCCAGGGCAAACUAUAAGUUCGCGCGACCAGAUCUCAUGGACCACAGCAAAGGAAGUUUUCUUCGCAAAGGAACUGUUGGAGACUGGAAGAACACGAUGACAGUUGCACAAAGUGAAAGGUUUGACAGUGUUUUUAAGGAGAGGAUGGAAAAGCUUCCCAUGAAGUUCUGCUGGGACAUGAGUGAUGCAUUAUGAGUUUGCUGAGGGUGUGAAAGUAAAAAAUAAUGUGCAUGGUAUGCAUCUAAUCCAGGCCUACUUGUAAGGUAAAGGUAAAGUUAGAUCUGGAAGGGGUGGGCCUUGCUUUGGGGUGGCACAAGUACCUGAUAGAAGAAAUAUUAAAGGAAUACAGUAAUUUUAAUAAUAACAUUAUAAGGAAGUGACUCCUAAAAAUUUGGAAAAAAUAUAAAGGUAUAUUGGAACCAAAGACACCGUGGUGGAUCUCUCAAUUGGAAACAGUAGCAGUAAAAAGAAAAAAAUUGGAGGAAAAUUGGCCGACUUAUAAAUUAUUAUUAGAAAAGGUAGAAGGGGAAAUAAAAUUAAAAGAAUAUAAAGAAGUACAAAAAUACUUACAUGUUUGGCUCCAAUAUUUCCAAAUUAAUCAACGUUUCCAAAUAGAUAAGAAAUCAGGCUUUGAAAAUAGUUUUUCAAAAUUUGAUAAAAUUAUAAUAGAAGGGGAUAAUAAAUAUAUUAAAAAUUUAUAUGAUUCAUUAUUAGAAUGGGAGAUGAAAUAUGAAUUAACAAAAGAAAUUAUGAUAAAAUGGGGACAGGAUUAGGGGACAGCAAUAUCGGUAGAAAAAUGGGAACAAUUGUGGAUAAAAGAUAUAAAAUUUACACCAAAUUAUGAUUUAAAGGAAAAUAUCUUGAAAAUGCAAUAUAGAUGGUAUCUGACCCCGGUGAAAUUGGUGAAAAUAUAUAAAGGGAGUGACAAUACUUGUUGGAGGUGUCAUGAAGAGGCAGGCUCAUUUAUUCACAUUUGGUGGCAAUGUAAAAAGAUUCCUUCCUAAAAGAAUAUUUUAAGAUUUUUUUCAUUUCAUUAUAUAUGUCAUCCCAGAAUCCUUUAAUUUUUUUGCAAUGCCACCAAAUAUGCAAGUAGGUUCCCACUUAUAAUGGAACCCACUUUCCAUUACUUUCAAUGGGAAAGUUCGCUUCAGGUUAAGUACACUUCAGGUUAAGUACAGACUUCCGGAACCAAUUGUGUUUGUAAACCGAGGUACCACUGUACUUAGGUCCUUCUCUAGAACAGGGUGUGCAUGUGUUAUAGUAUCUGUCAGUCCAUGUAUUGCAAAUAAUUGGUCAAGAGCGGUGAUUGUUGGAACAGAUGUUUGUGAUUAUUUGAAGCCAUUUUGAGUAGAAGUACUACAGACAAGAAGUAAUUUCUUUGUAAUGGUCAUACAAAAUAAAGAUGGAUACUUGAUCAUUUCCCAGGUGAAGAUAGGUCACUUUGGUGGGUUACACCAAAUUGUUGGGUAUGCAUAGCUGUGUGAUAUACUAGGAUAAUUUCACAAACUGUAGAAAAAGUAAGGUAAGAAUUACAAUAGAAAUUAUAUUUUAUGCUGCUUGUCAUUUACUCACCUUUGGCCCCUGAAAAAUUCUUGGGCAAUUAGCAAUCCAUGUGUUGCAAAUAAUUGGUGGAGAACUUUGACUGCCGGAACAGAUAUUCAUUUUUCUGGUACUGAACAAACAUGCAGUAAUCUGAAUAAUCUCUUUGAAAGCUUCAUUCCUAAACAAGUUUAUUAUGCGGGAAAGUCUUAUUGAACACAUUUGCUCUUGCAGCCUCUCCCCACAUCAGCUACUCACGAUGAGCCUCACCGAACCGAAAACUCUAAUCGGACAGCGACUGAAGGACAUAGAGCAACAGAACAAUCUGGCUAUUAUAAAGAAAUUUUGUCCAUGGUAUGCCCAUUCCCCCCCCAAAAAAAUAUUGAUUCUUUGGCCUCAUAUUUGCACAAACUCACUUUUCCAAAAUAUAGACAUGCCUUCAAACUUGCCAGAAUGGAUGUUUUGCCCUCUGCUGUACUUGAGGGCCAAUUCCAAAAGAUCUUAAUUGAGAAAUGACUUUGCCCUUGUGGAGAUGGCAAUAUAGAAACAGUGGCACAUGUCCUCCUGUCCUGCUCCCUUUACAAAGAUUCGAGGAACGAGAUUAUUACUCCACUCCUAUCAACCAUCCCAGGUCGCCCACCUGCGGCUACAUUGCUCUUUCUCCUAUCAGACCAAAAUGACCAGAUAACAGCAAAGGUUGCUAGAUUUAUUGAGGGUGCAAUGAGAUUAAGGGCCACCAAUUGACCGACAACUCAGGACACUUAAUUGCCCCUCUUACCUAAUGUUUUUACCUGUAUAUAUUGUUGGUUUUAUUGUUGCUAUGGCCAUUGGCUAAUGCGAAUAAAGUUUAUUUGAUUUGAA